Solenopsis invicta (red fire ant) is the source of this 2764-nucleotide messenger RNA. It is a transcript of the gene BBS9, whose product is annotated as protein PTHB1. The transcript is spliced from 12 exons. The coding region runs from base 84 to 2585 and encodes 833 amino acids. Gene Ontology annotation, cellular component: membrane; BBSome. Gene Ontology annotation, biological process: cilium assembly. Lineage: Eukaryota; Metazoa; Arthropoda; Insecta; Hymenoptera; Formicidae. The record is from RefSeq and is a predicted model, not a curated record.
GGUAUGUAAACCCUCCCAGCGUUAGUUGUAACUCAUUCUCAGUCGCGUCGCGAUGCCGCUGAAUUCUUGAAGCACUCCGAAAAAUGUCGCUGUUUAAGACGAAAGAAUGGUGGAGAACGCAGUGCGGGGUGCAUGAGUCUUUUGACAGACGUAGUUUAUUGAUCGCGCCAUUGUUCGGCGUCGAUCGGAAGGACAUCAUUAUUGUCGGUAGUCAUGGUGGCUACCUCCGAAUGUACAGUCCGUCCUCGCAAUGGAUAGAUGAGACCAAAUCGCCAAGCGGGUACAAGUCCUCGGACCUGAUUAUCGAAACACAAAUCGGUGACUGUAUCAUCGACAUGAAAGCGGGAAAAUUUGUCUCAGGUUCGCAAACUACUCGACUUGCGGUACUGACAUCAAAAAAACUUGUCAUUUACAGCAUAAUUUUGCGUCAGGGCUCCGUUGAACAUGGGGAUCACUGUGACCUAGAAACCGCUUAUGAACAUCUGCUACCGCGAUUUCCGGCGUCCCUGACAACGGGACCGUUUGGCGGCGUACGGGGUCGGGACUUCCUCUGUGUCCAGUGCUUGGAUAGUACGCUUCUUUUCUACGAGCAAGAGACUCCCACCUUCAACCUGGUUCUCGGGAAUCGGUUGCUGCCAGAGCCGAUCAUCUACGUUUCGCGGAACGACAUCUUCGUGACUCCGAGCUCCUCAUGGAUCCUCGAAUGUUACAGGUAUAAGAACAUGGCGGAAUUUGGCAGUAAGGAACGCUCGGAAGAACCAAAGAACUUGGAACCGGACUGGAGUUACAAUAUCGGAGAAGCCAUUCUCGAUAUCGACUCCGUUACCUUGAGCAGUUUCGAAGUCGGGAUUCUCAUACUCGGCGAGAAGAAUCUGUAUUGUCUGAAAGAUAACUGUGUCACUUUGAAAUAUGCGAAAAGACUCGAGUACAAGGCGCUCUGCUUUCAAGCUUACGUCAUAGAACCUGAUGGCAAAUUGAUGGUACUCGUAAUCGCUGACACGAGCACUUUGAUGAUUUAUGAGGGUACGACUCUUAAAUGGUCUGCCCAAUUGCCUCUUACUCCGGUCACCGUAACUCGAGCGCAUUUUCAGCACUUAGACGGAGCGAUCGUCGUUCUCUCCGAAGAGGGCCAGCUAGAGGCUUGCUACUUAGGCUCAGAGCCGUCGUUAUUUAUCGCGCCUCCUCUGCAUCGACGCGGUUACGAUUACGUGGCUGCCGAGGAUGAGCUCAUGGAGCUCCGCAAGUUAGCAAAGAGAAAUAAGACUUCCGGCAAUCAACUUAGUGACGUUACUAUGGAUGCUGAAUUGAUAAUAUCAGUGACCGUAUCUGGGGAUUUGGAACCCUGUCCACGUGGAAACCAGGACGACUCUAAGAACGACUCAGAGGGUCGUAAUUUAAUGUGCAGGGUUACCAUAGAAUUGUCCACGUACACAACGCUUCGCGACGUUCAAGUAUGCGUGGACGUCUCAAAGCCGUUCGUUGCCGAGAAGGAUAAUUACGUUAUUACUAAUCUUUGUGACCGGCACAUUCUGCGCACGAUGAUUUACGCGACGACGGAUCUGCCGGCAAUGUCAUCGGACGUGAGAAUCACGGCGAGCUACGAGACGGCAGAUCGUGGGAGUCUGCGCGUACUUCAGAAGAUGGCCCAACUGCCUCUGAAGAUGAUGCUGAGGGCCUGCCCACCCGAGAACACGUCCACCUUCACGGCGACCAUCAAGUGCAACGAGCCUCUCGUAGCUUUUAGCCAGCUGUUUCCCGAAUUUACAGGAGAGGUACAGAGGCAGAAUUGGAAUGCGCUUGGCUUGCAGCACGUGCAAACUGGCAGCGUGGUGUCAAUUAUUUCCGGCACUACUAGCAAUCGAUAUCGAAUACAAUCAAAUGACGGACUUUCAAUGGCCGUGGUGGUUCAGCAGCUGAUGAAUAGACUCAAAGAUAAGGCUACCGGAAACUUUACGACCACUAUUGCGCAAAAUCAUAUACAGCUGGUCCAGUCUCAGAUGGAGGCUCACUAUCGUAGUCGUCAGAAGGUGGAUAAAAUAGCGAGUGAGAUCGGACUGCUGUCGACCCAGUUGAGAAACAUUGAAAAGAGGAUGCUGCGCACCGUGAGGGAGCGGAACACCCGAUCUUUGGCAGCAACUGGACUGCCGUUCCUCUUGGAGUCGACUUAUCACGCGAUCUUUGCGCUUCUGGAUGAUCUCGCGAUUGCACGAACGGAACGGGAACGAGCCGGCCAUGGUCUGCGGUGUGUCGUGAGGUUACUGCUCCUGCUGUUGCGGCUCAAUGUAAACGACGAUAAGUACGCGAUGCUUGAAGCCGCGAUCGGAUUCGAGCCGCCGCAGCUGCGCGAUGAACUCGAUUGGGAAGAAAUCGUCGACGUUAGUCUGAGUACUUUUCUACGGUCCACAUCGAGAAAAUCUACGGGUCAUCUGGACGCAAAACCUACGACGUUGACCAAAAUGACAUCUACUAAAGAAUUUACAAAGUUGAAGAAACGUCUAGUACAUGCGGUCGAACGCCUUGAUAGCUGCCGAGAAGCCGAUAUGGUCGAGAAAGAACAAUUGGAAGCUACCGAUCGCGUUUCUUAAAAAUCGACGGACGAUUAUCCGAUAUGGAAAUUUUUGUCUUUUCUGCAUUUUUAUCUCUAAGCAUUUUUAUCUCUAUUCCUUCAACAGCUCAUUACAGCGUGUAAAAAGAAAGUUUUUAUGUAAAAUUAAAUUUUUCAUCGAAAUUUAAUUGAAAUAAAUAAAAAACUUGUGAAAAUAUA